Fusarium keratoplasticum is the source of this 672-nucleotide messenger RNA. RefSeq lists its product as uncharacterized. Gene Ontology annotation, cellular component: cytoplasm. The record is from RefSeq and is a predicted model, not a curated record. The transcript is spliced from 2 exons. Gene Ontology annotation, biological process: N-acetylglucosamine metabolic process. The coding region runs from base 1 to 672 and encodes 223 amino acids. NCBI's taxonomy places the organism in Eukaryota, Fungi, Ascomycota, Sordariomycetes, Hypocreales, Nectriaceae.
AUGGGCAGCGCAGAGACUCUUCAGUACUGGAACUACAACAUCCCCGAGGACGAGAGGACGGAUCAGUGUCCCGACUUUCUCCAGAACCUCUCAGCCAAGGACGUCGGCAUCCUCUCGACCCCAGACUCCGAAUUCCACAUCCUCUCCUGGGACGAGGUCCGCCAGAUCGUCCAGUCCAACCGUCUCGAGGUCUUCAAGCGCGUGCCCUCUGCCCUGCGCCGCUACAAGGCCUUUGUCUUCUACCUCAAGAAGAAGCACGGCAGCGUCGCAAACUUCAUCCUCAACCAGCGGCUAGGCUGGUCUGCCCCUGUGGCGCCGCGCGGCGCACCCUUUGAGUUUGAGGACGACUACAAGAUCCUCCACAACGAUGCGCCAUACGGAAUAGACCCCAGGAUCGUCCACCUCGUCGUGUGGACAAAGUUUGACCUCGUCGAGGAUCCUGCCACGGGGGACCUGGCCGACGGGGCGAGGCAGGAGAUUGAUGACUUUGUGACGACGACGUUUCGGGCAAAUGUCCCUAAUGAACAUGUCAUGUGGUUCAAGAAUUGGCGGGCUUUGCAGUCUGUGAAUGCUGUCAAGCACUUUCACGUCAUGCUGUUUGAUCCAGAUCCCGACUUCAUCCGCGCCGUCACAAAGGGAGACGUUCCUCGUUGCGGUUUGAAGAUGGAAUAG